Molecule: messenger RNA, 711 nt
Organism: Lutra lutra (Eurasian river otter)
Lineage: Eukaryota; Metazoa; Chordata; Mammalia; Carnivora; Mustelidae
Product: serine/arginine repetitive matrix protein 3-like
Source: RefSeq, a predicted model, not a curated record
AUGCCCGGGGCGGCCGGAGGCUCCCGGGCUCCCGCUGACUCAUCACAAAGUCCUGCCGCGCGGCCCGGGAGGCGGGGGGGGGGGGGGAGGGGAGAGGCCCUUGGCGGGCGGCGGCCGAGGUCGUCUGAGGCGCGCGCAGCCGGAAAACCCCAAGAAGGCGGCCGCGAAGGGGGCGCUGGGGCCGGCUGGCAGCUGCCGGGGUCGCCUGAAGCGCGGGGCCGACGACAGGCGACGGGGAGGGAACCUCGCCCCCAGCAGCCGGCGCGCCGCGUCAGGGGCCUACCCGCCCCCCUUCCGCAGUCGUGCAGUGCCUCGCCGGCCCCCGCCGGGGUGAGGUGGGGGCGAGGGCCGCGGGAGGCUCCCCCCACCGGCCCGUGUCGCACGCGCCCAGCUAUCGGGAGAGGACGGGUCCCAAAUACCAGCGCUGGCCUCGGGGGCGCCCGAGGUCGCGGGGCUCUUCCCCCUCCCUUUAAGACUUGCGGUGUGUCUGGGAAGAGACCAAACCAGCUUCCAGGGCCAGGACGCCCGCAGUCCCGGUCUCACUCUUGGUAUCCGCCCCCCUCUCUAGCGGCCUCUGCCCUGGUGCUGUCGCUCCCACGUGCUGGGUCAAGGCCUGGCCCAGGCGCUUUCCUGUCACUGCUGGCUAACCUCAAGGCCCUGUGCUCUCAGAGAUGCAACAGAGGGACCAGAGAGCUUCAGGAAGGCGCAUGA